CAGAAUCAGAAAUUAUAGGCCAAACUGUUAAUUCGAAGAAUAUUCAACAUAAUUGUGCAAUUAUUCUGAUAUCAAUGUGCUAUGUUUCAGUUCGAAAGCUAAAGCUUCGCUACUAGUUACCACGUGCAGUCAUUCCUGUACCUUGACGGGAAGAAACGACAGUGCACGUCGCGUGCUUCUAAUAACCUUCCAUAAAUUCGAAUUAUCUAAAUUCUCUCGGAUUCAUCCACAACGAGUUGCCUCUGAUCGCCCGCAAUCUUACUACCGGCAUUCUCAUCCGGUGGCGCGUCCUUGCCCGACCCUUGCAGCAAUCGCAAGGUGGAAAGCGCAUAAAAGCUGCAAGCGGCCCACACAGCCGGUAGCCUGCGCACCUGCGAACCAGUCGAAAGCGAUUGCGUAGACCGGAACGUGGCCGCGCACCAGUGAGAAUCGAGAUCCCGCCUUGUCUACACUAGCUAUCUCCGCGAGAAACUACGCGAAUAAGAAAAGCUUCGAUGUAUCGAAACCACGGGCGAGUCUCGAUUUAUUUAGUCGAAAUGUCAGUGAAAUUGGCAACGAAUUUAUUUCCAUCGACUAUUAUUACCACUGCAUAACUCUUGGUCUGUGAGGAUUAGGAUUAUCGACGAAAUGUACAUCAUAAACAAAGGUUUGCACGGAACGGGGAUGGCGGGAGUACGCCAGUGAAAAUAAUGUAUUCAAAGAUCGAUGGAAUUUAUGGUGGCGAUCCGGCGGUUUCCCCACGUCGCAUUACAGGCCGUUACUCCCCUGGCAGGUAAUAAUGCGAUAUCUAGUAGCGUUUUCAAAUCUCGAGCAGAAACGUAAACAGAAAAUGUUUUUUUCGAACAUCUUAUUUCAAAUGCUUUAAUUUUUUAUUACAAUAAGUAAAUUUUUGUUUUUCAAUUUGUUAUAGUAAAUUUCAAUUCUCUUUCCGGAAGAGUUCGGUUAAAGUUCAAUAAACUUUAAACUGAUAUAACGACAGUCUAUUCAUUUUUUAUUAAGCUAAUUAAUCUCCUACGUUUUAAUUCAUUAACUUUUUGAUUUAUUUGAAUCUAAUGUAGAACUAUUUUUUUCAACUUUCCUCCAAUUAUCAAUUAACUCAAUUCAGAAAACGAACUGGCUCGUAUAGUAUAUCGGAUUAUUUUUCAAACAGUUCAUCAGUCGAAUACCAAAAGGGAAUUCUAUUUGCCGAAAAGAUAGGCUUAUUCGUCAUUUAAAGCGCAUGAAAAAAGUACAUGGCUCAGUAUAUGACUUCAGUCCCAUAGGAUAUAACCUGCCUUCUGAAUAUACAAAAUUGGCCGAAGAGUGUAACCGUUGCGAGAAGAAUGACAAAAUUUGGAUUUGCAAGCCGGUCGGCCAAAGUCAAGGGAGAGGAAUCUUUUUGUUUCGCGUGAGAAACUCCUCUUUAAAAUGCAAACCGCAAUAUAAAUCGCCUAAAUCGAUUAACAUGUGCAUUUUUUUUCAGAAAUUAAGUGAUCUAUCAUACAACAAUGCCGCGGUUGUGCAAAGAUACAUCGAGAAUCCUCUGCUCAUCGGCGGAUACAAAUUCGAUCUUCGUCUGUACGUGUGCGUGCCGUCGUAUCGCCCGUUAACGAUUUAUCUGUACAAGGAGGGUCUGGCUCGUUUCGCCACCGAAAAGUUUUCCUUGGAGCGGCUGGACGAUCCCUUUCGACAUCUCACAAAUUUUUCUCUGAACAAACUAGGACCAGGCUACUCGGAAAAGAAGGAACGCAUCGGUGCCGGAUGCAAGUGGACAUUUAGACAACUACGACGAUAUUUCGAACAGUUAGGAUACUUCGAUUGGAUUCUUUGGCAGAGAAUCUCGUGUCUAGUAACUUUAACGAUUCUAAGUCAAGCAGCGGGUAUUCCCAAAUCUUCAAACUGCUUCGAAUUUUUCGGCUUCGACGUGCUAAUUGACGAGAAUUUAAAGCCGUGGCUCUUAGAGGUGAACCUAAGUCCAGCUUUGAGUAACGACUGCGAAGUCGAUUCGGAAGUGAAAAAACCCCUGUUGCAUGAUCUGUUUGAUUUAUUGGGUCUUCCAGUAUGUAAUACUGGGCUUUCCCUGUUCACAAUUUGGUCCUCCUCCGAUCGCAUCGAGGAGGUUGAAGGCGAAGUGUCUUCCAAGUUCGGCCGUUCCGUGAAAAAGAGAUCGAAACUCGGACGAGAAGCCGAAACUUUUCUAAACAUCUCCCCUGAAUCACGAGCCAUGCUGAGACAAUCAACACCGGAAGUUUGCUCGACUACCUGGCCCAGUUAUAACCCACUGUUAAUGGACAAAUGCAUACGUCGAUAUAAAGGAAACAUGAUUGAGAAUCACGCCUCGCCACCGAUUUGGGACAACGGCAGAGACUGGAGAGCUUCCUGCGUAAGAGAAGGUGGAUGGAUUCGCAUUUGUCCAUUCAUUCGGACGAAACACAUCGAGAAUACGGAAUACGCGAGACCGUCUCCCAGAACGGUCGAGAAUGAAACCAAGAACAUGGUUCUUUCUAUACAAAAGUAUUUAAAAGCCGCAAAGGAAGUGCAGCAGAGAAACGAAAAGCUCACGGAUGAGCAGUGCAAUGCUCUUCUGCAAAAUGCGCUUGAAUUAAAUACAGAAAUUUGGCUGCCAGAAAAGUAAAAAAAAAAAAAAGCCUAAAACUGUGAAUUUCCCGCUCACAAU
Molecule: messenger RNA, 2656 nt
Organism: Solenopsis invicta (red fire ant)
Lineage: Eukaryota; Metazoa; Arthropoda; Insecta; Hymenoptera; Formicidae
Product: probable tubulin polyglutamylase TTLL2
Exons: 8
Coding region: 1220-2614 (464 amino acids)
Biological process (GO): microtubule cytoskeleton organization; protein polyglutamylation
Cellular component (GO): cilium
Molecular function (GO): tubulin binding; tubulin-glutamic acid ligase activity
Source: RefSeq, a predicted model, not a curated record